AUACGUCUAAGAAAAAAUGGAAAUCAAAACAGACAUUCCGACAGAGAAGAAAUACAAAACUUUCGAUAAAACCUUUAAAUUGUGCGCUUUCUCGCUAGCAUUCGCUUUCCUGUACCCUAACAGAAAAACAACUCUCAAGAGAUGCGUCACCAUCACUUUGAUUAUCACCUUCUGCGGCGGACAACUCUUCUGGUUCAUAACCUACACCUUCAAAUGCCUCUAUACCCUAGACCUCUAUAAUUUCGCCAGAAACAUGACUCUAGCAGUUGUCCUAAUACUGUUUUUUAUCAAAACGUAUUAUGCUAUUUAUGCAACCCCAAAAUUUGCAACAUUGCUGGAGAAAAUAACUGAAGAUCUUUUAGAAGCUAACAAUUUAGGGGAACAACAACAAAAAUUGUACGACGAACACAUUAAAAUAGCAAAAGUAGGGGAGAUAUCCUGGUUGGUGAUACCUGUACUCAUGAGCGCCAUAUUCCCUCUUUACGCUGGAACUUUAAUGAGUAUAGAGAGCAUCGAGACUGAUGAUUACCAGAGACGCAUGGUGCACGACAUGGAACUGCUUUACGUAGAGGACAUUCAGAGUGAAACGCCAUUCUUCCAGUGCAUGUUUGCCUACAACUGCGUCCAAUGCGUUGUUCUUGUUCCCAAUUACUGCGCAUUUGACGGAUCUUUCUGCAUAGCGACAACACAUAUACAGUUGAAAUUGAAGUUAAUGGCAUUAAAAGUUCAUGAUGCCUUUAAAUAUUCGAAAAACAAACACGAAUUACGAAUGAAAAUGAAUGAGGCAAUCAGAGACCACCAAGAUACGUUGGAUUUUUAUGUUCAAACGCAAAAGUUGUUUGGUCCCUGGCUGUUUUUUGUGUUUCUGCUGACGUCUUUCAUGAUAACGUUUAACUUGUACCAAAUGUAUUUGCUGCAGCGGAUAGAUCCCAAGUACACGUCGUUCGGGUUGGUCGGCGUGAUGCACAUUUACUUGCCCUGUCAAUAUGCGAGUUCCUUAACGAAGGUGAGUGAAGAUAUUCCCAACGACUUGUACGUUGUCGACUGGGAAGUAUGGGCAGACCCCAACAUCACCAAACAGCUGAUCUUCAUGAUCACCAAGGCCCAGAAGGAGAUGAUUAUGACUGGAAUGGGUCUAGUGGUCUACAAUAUGGAACUGUUCAAGUCUAUAAUGCAAACUUCUUACUCCUUCUUCACUUUGAUUACUGCUUAAAGAAGAAAGAAGAAGAUGAACUCAGUUAACUGACUUGAAUCUUUGGAAAACUAAACUGAUACCUACUUAAAAUAAUUGUUUUCUUUCUG
Molecule: messenger RNA, 1302 nt
Organism: Spodoptera frugiperda (fall armyworm)
Lineage: Eukaryota; Metazoa; Arthropoda; Insecta; Lepidoptera; Noctuidae
Exons: 2
Coding region: 17-1213 (398 amino acids)
Biological process (GO): sensory perception of smell; detection of chemical stimulus involved in sensory perception of smell
Cellular component (GO): plasma membrane
Molecular function (GO): odorant binding; olfactory receptor activity
Source: RefSeq, a predicted model, not a curated record